Molecule: messenger RNA, 1772 nt
Organism: Canis lupus familiaris (dog)
Lineage: Eukaryota; Metazoa; Chordata; Mammalia; Carnivora; Canidae
Gene: TBXA2R
Product: thromboxane A2 receptor
Exons: 3
Coding region: 326-1357 (343 amino acids)
Biological process (GO): inflammatory response; positive regulation of cytosolic calcium ion concentration; positive regulation of vasoconstriction
Cellular component (GO): plasma membrane
Molecular function (GO): thromboxane A2 receptor activity
Source: RefSeq, a predicted model, not a curated record
AGCCCCGGGCCUGGCCGUUCCCAGCCCCCGCGGACCCGCUCCGGCCCGGAGGGCUCGUGCCCCCCCAGCCCCGGGGGACGCGCACCCCCGCCUGCUGCGCCGCCGCGCCCUCCCUCUGUGCCCUGCGAGGCUCCUCCGAGCUGCCCGCCCCCGGCUGUGACUCUGUUUCCCCAGGGGCCCCGGAGGCCCGGCCGCCCCGCUCCCCGCUCCGCCCUUCCGGCCUGGGCCCGCUCCCGGCCGCGGCGACCCCAGCGCAUCCCACCGAUCACCACCUCCAGGUGCGCCGCGCCCCAUGGGGUGCUGACCCCGCGCCCGGCUCGGCGCCAUGUGGCCCAACGGCAGCUCCGCGGGGCCGUGUUUCCGGCCGAGCAACCUGACGGCGGAGGAGCGGCGCCUCAUCGCGUCGCCCUGGUUCGCGGCCUCCUUCUGCCUGGCGGGCCUGGCGUCCAACCUGCUGGCGCUGGGCGUGCUGGCGGGCGCCAGGCAGGGCGGCUCGCACGCGCGCUCCUCCUUCCUCACGCUCCUCUGCGGCCUGGUCCUCACCGACUUCAUGGGGCUGCUGGUGACCGGCGCCAUCGUGGUGGCCCAGCACGCCGCGCUGCUCGACUGGCGCGCCGCCGACCCCGGCUGCCGCCUGUGCCAGUUCAUGGGCGUCGUCAUGGUCUUCUUCGGCCUCUGCCCGCUGCUGCUGGGCGCCGCCAUGGCCUCGGAGCGCCACCUGGGCAUCACGCGGCCCUUCUCGCGGCCCGCGGCCUCCUCGCGCCGCCGGGCCUGGGCCACCGUGGCGCUGGUGUGGGCCGCGGCGCUGGCGCUGGGCCUGCUGCCGCUGCUGGGCGUGGGCCGCUACACCGUGCAGUACCCCGGCUCCUGGUGCUUCCUGACGCUCGGCGCCCAGCCCGGGGACGUGGCCUUCGGCCUCCUCUUCACGCUCCUCGGCAGCCUCUCGGUGGGGCUGUCCUUCCUGCUCAACACCAUCAGCGUGGCCACCCUGUGCCACGUGUACCACGGGCAGGAGGCGGCCCAGCAGCGCCCGCGGGACUGCGAGGUGGAGAUGAUGGCCCAGCUCACGGGCAUCAUGGUGGUGGCCAGCAUCUGCUGGAUGCCGCUGCUGGUCUUCAUCGCCCAGACGGUGCUGCGCAGCCCGCCCGCCAUGAGCCCGACCGGACAGCUGUCCCGGGCCACCGAGCAGCAGCUGCUCAUUUACCUGCGCGUGGCCACCUGGAACCAGAUCCUGGACCCCUGGGUGUACAUCCUGUUCCGCCGGGCGGUGAUCCGUCGCCUGCACCCUCGCCUCAGCGCGCGGCCCAGGUCGCUGUCCCUGCAGCCCCAGCUCACCCAGAGGCGCCCGGUGCCGUAGGGCCCCAGCGGGACGGCCGCACACGGGGGGCCCCCCAGCCAGCCCGGAGCCCCGGGAGCCCGGAGUCUCAGAAGGGCCAAGACUGUGCAUGCCAGGAUGGUGGGGCCCCCCCAGCGGCCCUGGGGACCCACCACCAACUCCUCUCUGAUCCCUUCCCCCUCCCUACCCAGAAAGGGUGGGCAGGCAUGUUGGGGGGAGGGUGUCUGAGGAAAUCGGACUUGGAAGCCGCCCCUUCCAGGAAUCCCCUGAGAAUGGGGGGACUCUGACCCCUGGAUAUGACCUGCUUCCUGGGGUACAGUUGAUUCCCUUUGACUCCCCAGCCCCAAGAAGGCUCUAUUUAGAAAACAUUGAGUGUGCACAGGCAAGACACCGCUCUCUUGCCAAAAUAUAUACUGGCCCCCCCAGCUUUACUUUC